CUGAGCAACCUCUUCUCGUCACAAGUGUCCAGGCAUGUGAGGAGGGAGGACUGAGUUUUCACACAAAAUCUACGUGAUUUUGUUGUGUUAAAUUCUUUUUUAUUACUGUGCUCUUGAAAAAUCCAAUCUUUGUUUUUGUUUGUUUAUUUAUUAGUUCUCUCUCAGUAGAUAGAUAUGAUAGUGCUGGAAAGAGUGCAAGAGUGCGAAGGUGGAUCUGCCUUGUGUCCGGGUGUUUAAAACCUUGGAAUAAAGUGAUGGAGGUUUAGUGGGUGUUCGUGGUAGCGCCGCGGGCUGUGAUAGCUGUAGUUAGUACCUGUGGAGAGCCAAACCUGCCCCAGCCCGCCCCUCCUACCUACCAACCUACCCAGUUCUUCGCCCUCUCACCUGGGAUGAGUCCUUCGUCCCGGUGAAAAGGCCUGAAGGACUCGCUCGACACCUCAACAAAAAGAUACCGCAAGUUUUCUCACAAAAGUUCUUUGAUUGGAAAAAUCGCAAGCUACGCUACACUAUGUCGAACUACAAGUCGGACUGUCGCAAGUUCCAGCCCAACAUCUUCAACAAGAGCAAAUGCACGAACUGUUUCAGGCAGCGCGAGGAACACUCUGCAGAGGCCCUCGAAUCCAACAGAGUCCGGGGGGGUGCUCGUGGGGGGAAAGCCUCCAAGAAGAGCAAGAGCAAAGAGGUGAUGUGGUCUCCCCGCGUUCGCCCACGCCCACGCCCGCCUCAGCACCCACACGCCCGCGAUUCUACAAGUUCCACUGCCUCAUCCGACGCGUCUCUCGGCAGCGAGUCCACGCCCACGGCGAGUCGCAAAGUGUCGAAAUGCGGGUACCUUUUCGUGGCGCCCGACUGGGACUUCUCCAUCCCCCUCAACCGCACCAAGCGAUGGCAGCGGCGAUGGUUUGUCCUCUAUGAUGAUGGAGAGCUAACCUAUUCCGUUGAUGACCAUCCGGCAACCAUCCCUCAAGGUGUGGUAGACAUGAACCGGGUGCUAGAGGUGUCCCAGGCAGAGGAUGUUACUGGCAACCAGUUCAGUCUUGCAAUUACAGCACCUGACAGAGUAACUUUCAUCAAGGGAACCUGUCGUGAGGAGUCCAGGUGGUGGAUGGAUGUUCUCUCAGUUUUCCCGAGAUCACAAAAGCAACAAGGUCGGCACAAACGCAAUGCAACGUUCCCGGGAAUUAAGACAACAACUGUCUUAAAACAGAAUAUGGUGUCUCAUUCUCCAUCACCUUCACUCGCCCCCACCACCUUUGAGACGCCAAUAGGACAACGGGUCAGGUUCCUCAGCUGCACCACUGACCCCCUAGGGAGCCGCCCCCCCUCUGCCCCUGCACUAGACAUGGAGGAGGACGUCUUCCCUACCAAGGACUCCUCUACUUCUAGCACCCACAUCUCCACCUCCUCCACUAGCCAAGCCCCCACCCCCACACCCUUGUAUCACUCCACCCCUCUGUCCUCCCUCCCUCCCCCUACCAGGAUCCUGAGGGACGAGCACAAGGAGAACACACCUCCAUAUGCUGAAGACUACACAGACAACCCACCCACCUCAGAGUCUCCACCUACGCAGGACAAGUUGAGUCACAAGUUCCGCACCCGGCGUGCAAUAAAGCGGGAAGUCCGAGGCCUCACACAGCCUAGGAGUAAGUCAGAAGUCACAGCAAUGUUUCCUGCUAACCUGCCGUCGUCAGUGUCUCCCCUGAGGCAUGGGACCACAGCCACCACUGGACACACCACACCCUCCCUCUACUCUUCCACAGGCAGCAUUGCCACUUCUGCUUACUCUACCCCGGAGGGUUCUCACUCCACACUCUCCCCUACUCAUUCGGCUGUUGUCGAUGCUAUUUCUUCCCCUGAGCCUCGCACUGUCCGAAGGGCCACCAUCACCCUCACCUCCUCUCUCUCUUCAUUGAAUUCCCUCACUUCCUCCUCUUCCUCUUCCUCCUCCUCUGCCUCCUCCUCCUCCUCCUCAGCUGGCUCCUCAGUAGGAGUCAGUUCAUCCCUAUCUUCUUCCUUGGGUGGUAUUGGGAGCAGUGGUGGGGACGGUGGUGGUGGUGUGGGAACCCCAUCAUUUCGGAGCCUUGAUUCAGGCGUGCAUGUUCCUACUAGACCCCACGCUCGCACGGCGCCCGACAAGCCAGGUGAAGUUACAAGGCAACUUCUACUCUCAGACUUAGAAGAAUCAAAGCGUGAAGAAAAAUUGAAAGACAUUGCUGACUCAAUAACACGAUUGAGAGGGAGUUCCUCACUCUCGUACCUAAGCAGCAAGUCUGGUCUGGGUGAUGUUAAGCCGACCCGUGAAAGAGAUGCCCAAGAUGAGACAGACGCUGCUCCUGAAGUCUCCAAGACAUCAUCAGAGGAAACAGCUGAGCCCUCACAUCCAGACCAUCAAGUACGAGGUGACCCAGAUGGGUGUGGUCUGGAGGUAUCUCCUCCCUACACUGUCAAUCCAGACCUGCAGCGAGUUGACCUUCCUGCGGAGGACCUGCUAUACAUAAAAAAGGGGUGGCUCAUGAAGCAGUCACUAAACCAUGACUGGAUCAAGUAUUGGUUUGUCCUCCGAGGAACGGGCCUCAUGUUCUACCGAGACCCCACAGCAGAGGACAACGGCAUCUUAGAUGGCAUUAUCGACCUCAGUGUUGCAAAGUCCAUUGAAGAAUGUGAUGUUGCCAGAAAUUAUGGUUUCAUGAUCUUGACUUGGGAGGAGAAGAAGUAUGUAUUCUCAGCUGUUACAUCAGGCAUCAGAGGGAACUGGGUCCAAGCUUUAAGAAAUGCUGCCAACCUCAAGGAAUCCAAGGAUCGACCGCUGACCCUCGGUGAACAGAUUGAAAGGGAGAUUGUAGCCAAAAGGGACAGGCAUAAUUCACAGAGUUCGACUUUUGAGAGCAUGGCAGCGGAACGCGACCAAGGAAACGACAUUCACAACGACUCCAUCUCCUCCGCCAACAGUCGCUAUGUGUUUUCAUCAGAUGAUGAGUAUAGGACUGCAUCAGAAACAUCAGGUGGGAUUCGUAUCCAGAACAAGGAGGAUAACUUUAAGUGCGAACGAGCCCGAUCACGCUCCAACUCAAGAACAAGGUCAAGCAAGAGAUCGAGGUCCUCUCCACCAACGUCACGCAGAAACACACGCGAUGACUUCCCAAGCAUUAGCAAAGAUGAAGUUCUAACAUCUUGCUACUCAGAGUCGGGGUCUCUCCACUCCAUCUCAGAUCUUGAUGCACAGCACAGACCAGAGAAGGACAGCAGUGCCACAACCCUUACUGGCUCAGGUGAUGCUCUCCUGGUGGAUCUUCUGGAAACGCAGGUGGAGAGCCUGAAAGCCAAGCUAGAACAGACUCAGGUCAAGGAGUUGCUUGAUCGGGUCGAAGAGCAAGAGCAUGACCUCUCAGAGAAAGCAUCUUGUGCCAACCAACUAAACGAGCUACGGAAAAA
Messenger RNA from Penaeus vannamei (Pacific white shrimp), 3432 nucleotides. NCBI's taxonomy places the organism in Eukaryota, Metazoa, Arthropoda, Malacostraca, Decapoda, Penaeidae. The record is from RefSeq and is a predicted model, not a curated record.